AUGGGGGCGGUGGAGGCGGCGGUGGAGGCGGCGGAGGGGGGUGGCGGUCGUGGUGGGAGUGGUGGCGGGGGUGGGGGCGCUAUUAGCGGCAGUGGAGGCGGAGGAGGAGGCGGUGGUGGCGGUGCGGGUGGACGUGGCGGAGGUGGAGGCGGUGCUAGUGAGUCUGCGCUCUCAGGUACCGCAUCGGCUCUGGCCACCCACAUCUUCACCCUUCACUCGGGUGCUUCCCGCUCCUUCUUUCGAGACCGCACCACACUCACGCCGCUUAGUCGGCCAGUGGCAGUCUCCCUGGUAGACCCCUCUAGGGGUCCAGACCUUGUCCACUUCUCUAUUGUCCUACCGUGUCCGGCGGCCCCUUUUGGCACCCUGUCAGGUCUUUACCUCCCCUCGUUCUCUACGAACUUGGUGAGUGGAGCUGACCUCCAGGAUGCAGGGGUCCACCAGUUCACUCCUGCGAGUCAGCGAGUGACCCACUGUACUUGUGCUCGGACGGGCCAUCACUUGGCCACGUUUACCCGUCGGCCGGGGUCGAGCCUGUACACACUGACUACUGAGUCUCCUCCUGUGGCUGAGUCUGCUCAGGUAGCCGCGUCGGGUCAGGUGUUUGCUGCGGCGUCCAGGUCUGGUCCUGAGUCUGCCCCCUGCUCGUGUUGUCUCCUGUCUCACCAGACUCUCCUCUCGCACCACCCCCUUGGUCACCCCUCCCUGCCUCGUCUUCGAGGCAUGGCUUCCCGUGUCCUUGUCUCUGGUCUCCCCUGGUCCCUCCCUCCCCUUCCUCCGGGGCCUACCCCCACCUGCGUUCCCUGCGUCGAUGGGCGGCAGCGCGCUGCUCCUCACUCUUCAGAGUUUCCUCCGACAGAGGCUCCACUGCAGACGCUUCACAUGGACGUGUGGGGCCAAGCCCGCGUCCGUGGACAGGGUCACGAGCGUUACUUCCUGCUGGUGGUUGACGACUACUCGCGUUACACCACAGUCUUCCCCUUGCGCUGCAAGGGUGCGGUCACUGAGGUUGGCGAUGCGUCUGCGUUCCGUGUCUGGGGAUCUCGGGCGUUUGUCCGCGACUUGUCCACGGACAAGCUGUCCCCUCGUGCUGCUCCCUGCGUCUUCCUUGGCUUCCCCCCUGACGCGCCAGGCUGGCAGCUCUACCACCCCACCUCGCGCAGUGUUCUAUCCUCCCAGGACGUCACGUUUGACGAGUCGGCUCCCUACUACCGUCUCUUCCCCUACCGCACUGCGUCCCUCCCCCCCGCGCCGUUCUUCCUUACGCAAGGUCCCCCUCCGGUAGACCCCCUCCCCCCUGAGGGUCCUGCCCCCUCAGGGGUGCUUUUGCCUGGGGGUGCUGAGCCUAGGGGUGGUGAGCCUGGGGGUGCUGCGCUUAGGGGUGCUGAGCCUUGGGGUGCUGCGUCUGGGGGUGCGGAGUCUGAGGGUACUGGACCUGCUCGUGUGGCGUCUGGUGGUACUGGGCCUGGAGAUUCUUCGGGUGCUUCGUCCUGGCGGGAGCUGCUCUCUCCACAGGAGCUGCGUGAGUGGUUUGCUCGGUGCUGUACGCGUGCUGCUGGAGCUGGAGGUGCUGCAGGCGCUGGAGGUUCUGCUGAUGCUGAGGGUGUUGGGGCCUCGGCUGCUGGCGUUGCUGGAGCUGAAGCUGGAGCAACUGGGGGUGCUGGCACUGAGGGUGUUUCUGGUGCUGGUGCUGCUGAGGGUGCUGGAGUUGGCGCUACUGGAGCUGGGGGUGCUACUGGCGCAGGGGCUGUCCUUUCUGGUGCUGGUGGUGCUAAGCGGCCGCGCCCGUACUUGGUUCCGCUCCUUGAGCAGGUUCUUGGUCUUCCGCCCUAUGCUCUGACUCCUCCCUUAGAGUGUCCACCGACUGUCCAGUCGGAGUCACUGUCACAGCCUCCCUCUCCUCUUCCUGCUCCUUCUCCCUACACUGGUCCUACUGGAGCGUCCUCCCCUGUCCGUGGCACACACCGGAUGUCUCUGCGUCCGUCCACUGCUCCUCUGCGUGCCCCUUUGCCUUCUUCUCCUGAGUCUUCUCUUCCUACUCUUGGUGACACGGAGUCGGACUCCUUUCGCGCUGCCAGUCCUACUAUCACGCGUCUCCUUGUUACUGUCGUCACUGACCCUUCCUUUGAGUCCACUGCUGCGUCUGCCCUAGUUGCUGAACUUGUCGACCUCCCUCCUCGCUGUCGUCUAGACUACACUGCUAGUCUGGUUGCUGAGUCUGAGUCUGUCUGUCCUCCAUCCGUCGGGGGUGAGUGUGCUCUUGGCAUGGACGUCCUUGAGGACAAGCAGGAGGAGUUCCAUUGUCUUGUGGCAGCUUCACCUCAUCUCGUGUCCAUGCUACUUGCCCCUGAGGGAGACCUGGAUGCACCAGACAUCCCGACUCCGCGCUCUUACGCAGAGGCGAUAGAGGGUCCCUACUCCUCUCAGUGGCAGGCAGCCAUAGACGCAGAGAUGGCUUCCUGGAAGUCCACAGGCACCUAUGUUGACGAGGUUCCCUCGCCUGGGGCGAACAUCGUCAGUGGCAUGUGGAUUUUCAGGGUGAAGCGGCCGACGGGUUCUCCGCCUGUCUUCAAGGCGCGUUACGUGGCUCGUGGCUUCAAACAGCGGCAGGGAGUUGACUACUUUCAGACCUUCUCUCCCACCCCGAAGAUGACCACUCUUCGGGUACUGCUGGACAUAGCCGCUCACAGAGACUACGAGCUUCACUCUCUUGACUUCACCACUGCUUUCUUGCAGGGCAGCCUGCACGAGGAGAUCUGGCUGCGCCGCCUACCUGGCUUCACUGGGACUUUUCCUCCUGGCACCCAGUGGAGCCUCCGGCGGCCAGUCUACGGUUUGCGCCAGGCACCUCGUGAGUGGCACAACACACUGAGGACUACACUUGCGGCUCUUGGGUUUGCUCCUUCUACUUCCGACCCGUCGCUGUUUCUGCGCACCGACACUUCUCUGCCGCCGUUCUACAUCCUCGUGUACGUCGACGACUUGGUCUUUGCCACAGCGGACACUGCUGGACUCGCCUACGUGAAGUCCGAGCUGCAGAAGAGACACACGUGCACAGACCUAGGUGAACUGCGCAGCUACCUUGGCUUGCAGAUCACCCGGGAUAGAGCACAGCGCACCAUUACCCUGACUCAGUCACACAUGGUGCAGCAGGUCCUUCAACGCUUCAGCUUCACGUACUCCUCGCCUCAGGCCACUCCUCUGUCUACUCGCCACUGGCUCUCAGCUCUGCCUUCGGAUGAGUCUGUAGAGUCGAGUGGCCCGUACCAAGAGCUUGUUGGCUGCCUCAUGUACCUGAUGACCUGCACUCGAUCUGACCUUGCAUACCCUCUUAGCAUUCUGGCACGCUAUGUUGCUCCUGGGAGACACAGACCAGAGCACAUGGCUGCAGCGAAGAGGGUCUUGCGCUACUUGUGCGGUACGUUGGGCAUGGGGCUUGUGCUUGGAGGGCGGAGUCCAGUGGUCCUCACUGGUCAUGCAGACGCUUCUUGGGCUGACGACCAGGCUACGCAACGGUCGUCACAGGGUUACACCUUUAGCCUUGGUUCCGGCUCUGUUUCGUGGCAGUCUACCCACUCGUCUUCUGUUCUCAGCUCCAGUUGUGAGGCUGAGAUCUACGCAGGGGCCAUGGCUGCACAGGAGCUUCGCUGGCUCACCUACCUGCUGACUGACCUUGGAGAGCCGCCUCGUUCUCCCCCAGUUCUGUACGUAGACAACAAGGCCAUGAUGGCCUUGUGUCGUGAGCACAGACUGGAGCACAGAACGAAGCACAUUGCUCUUCGCUACUUCCUUGCUCGUAAGCUGCUGUAG
Closterium sp. NIES-65 is the source of this 3810-nucleotide messenger RNA. The record is from the annotation of a GenBank genome assembly. Lineage: Eukaryota; Viridiplantae; Streptophyta; Zygnematophyceae; Desmidiales; Closteriaceae.